Mesorhabditis belari is the source of this 696-nucleotide messenger RNA. The record is from the annotation of a GenBank genome assembly. NCBI's taxonomy places the organism in Eukaryota, Metazoa, Nematoda, Chromadorea, Rhabditida, Rhabditidae.
AUGCACAUCGAUUACACCCCUAUUGUUCGGAUUUUUGAUUUAAAGACGAUUAUUUUUGUAACCUAUGUGCGAUGGGUUAUCUCGACAUUUUCAACGGAAAAAAAGGCUCGAACUCUACUAAAUUUCAUGUGUAGCUGGUCGCCGUCGCCCGAAACAAAAGUCAAACUUGAAGAAACUUACAACAAGGGUCUGACAGAACUUUCAUUUUUCCUUGCCGCCAAUAUCCCCGUUGAGAUUGACACCAAGUUGGCUCUAUUACAGGAAAAUUCUGUAGACCGCCGAAUCGACAUGAUGGUUGAAAAGCUUUUCAAGAAAAUGGACAUUGCCUGUGUACGGUGCCACACAACCAUUGCUCGAGCCGAAGACAUUUUCUCGGUGACCGCUGAAGGAAACAGUCGACACUUUGUGAACAAUUAUGGUUUUGUUCAUGAAAUCAUCACCACCACCGAAGCGCAACAUUAUGCUUUCCGUGGCCCACCAGACGCCUCAUUUUCUUGGUUCGAAGGAUAUAAAUGGCAGAUCAUUGAGUGCACAAUGUGUCUCGACCAUCUCGGAUGGGAGUAUACAUCGAAAAAAUAUGAACCAAAAUCAUUCUUUGGUUUGACUCGACGCAGUGUUGCUCUUCGUGAAAGGAAAGACGAUCAACCAAUUUCAACGGAAGAACAAUUAUCUCUCGUCCCAGACGAUGUUUUGAAC